Molecule: messenger RNA, 2203 nt
Organism: Anguilla anguilla (European eel)
Lineage: Eukaryota; Metazoa; Chordata; Actinopteri; Anguilliformes; Anguillidae
Gene: opn5
Product: opsin 5
Exons: 7
Coding region: 301-1392 (363 amino acids)
Biological process (GO): G protein-coupled receptor signaling pathway
Cellular component (GO): membrane
Molecular function (GO): G protein-coupled receptor activity
Source: RefSeq, a predicted model, not a curated record
CCCCGUGAACAGCUGGUGUGAUUAUGACGGGGCAGCGCCAGCGACAUCUCAGCGCGUUAAGGUACCAAUAAUACCCACUAGGGAGCUGAAGAAAAACGGCUGUUGCGCAGAGAGUGACUAUGAAAACUCGUGCUCAAGAGCUUGGAGCAGAGAAACAUCGAGCCCUUUCAAAUGGAUCAAUAGAAGGACUUGAUAACUUGGAAUCUGGAUCCCUUGGAGGAGUGAGCGCACUGAAGAAAACUCCGCGAAGCUCCCGGGAUGUUUCCAGACGCAUAGAAAGGUCCCUCAUCACACCUAAGUAUGGUCCUGACUGAGAAUGGAACCUCUGGCUCCGGUUACGUCCCUCACUACCUCCUCCAGGGCGACCCUUUCGCCUCCAAACUGUCGAAAGAGGCAGACAUUGUAGCCGCUGUUUACAUCUGCAUUAUAGGGGUCAUGUCAGCCACUGGGAAUGGAUAUGUCCUCUACAUGUCCGUCAGACGGAAGACAAAGUUGAAGCCCCCAGAACUCAUGACUGUGAAUUUAGCGCUCUUUGACUUUGGCAUCACAGUCACAGGGAAGCCCUUCUUCGUGGUGUCCAGCUUCUCCCACCGGUGGAUCUUUGGCUGGGAGGGCUGCCGCUACUACGGCUGGGCGGGGUUCUUCUUCGGCUGCGGCAGCCUCAUCACCAUGACUCUGGUGAGCCUCGACCGCUACCUGAAGAUCUGCCAUCUUAGAUACGGGACUUGGCUGAAGAGGCAUCACGCUUUCCUCGCCAUGGUGUUCACCUGGCUGUACGCCUCGUUUUGGGCGACCAUGCCGCUGGUGGGGUGGGGCAACUACGCCCCGGAGCCUUUCGGCACUUCCUGCACUCUGGACUGGUGGCUGGCUCAGGCGUCCGUGUCCGGACAGUCCUUCGUCAUGUGCAUACUCUUCUUCUGCCUCAUCUUCCCCACCGUCAUCAUCGUCUUCUCUUACGCCAAGAUCAUCUGCAAGGUCAAGGCGUCCGCCAAGGAGGUCUCCCACUAUGACACUAGGAACAAAAGCAGCCAUAUUCUGGAAAUGAAAUUAACGAAGGUGGCAAUGUUGAUAUGCGCUGGUUUUUUAAUAGCCUGGAUCCCAUAUGCUGUGGUGUCGGUGUGGUCUGCAUUUGGGGCACACGACUCAAUCCCUAUUCCAGUGUCUGUAAUACCUACCCUGCUAGCCAAGUCGUCAGCCAUGUACAACCCCAUCAUCUACCAGGUCAUCGACUGCAAAAACGCCUGUAUCAAAGGGUCCUGUUUCAAAGCUUUGAAGAAACGGAAGCACUGCAACAGUUCAAGGUUUCACUCCAUUUCGGGUUCGAUUAAAGACUUGCCUCCGGACGGGGGUCGUGUUGAAAUGCAGAAAGGAGCCGGGUUGUGCUCAUCCUAACUGAGACUUGGGGGCCUGUUUCCGAAAACACCUGACUCCACCCCUUUCGCUGCUUGUCCAAUCACAAUUCAGGGUUAAGCUACACACCUAUCCUGUUCCCUUUUGCUGUAAAGUGUUUAUUUUAGAAAAUGGUUUUAUAUAUUCUCAUUGUGUACAUAAAAUAUAAUGGUAUUUCUUGUUAAUGGAUUUGCACCUGUAACUAAUACCAGUGGUUUAACAAGAACAGUAUCUUAUUUUGUAUAGAUGGUCUUAUCUAACUUUCACAAUUUGUAUAUUUUUGUAUGUACAUAUAUCUAUAUCUGCAAACGGUUAGCAUACAGUGUAUCUGCAAAUGUGCAUUUUCAGUGCAGGCUGUAGCCUACACUGCACACACGAAGUGACUGGUACUGUGACUUAGGCAGGCUAUUGAACCUGUAUAGCAGGUUCAGAAACAUAAACUUGUAUAGUAGGGGAGUCACUUUUCCACCACGGUCCAAGUACUCAGCAAAGAAGUUUAAUCCUUCACCUGACUUUUGCACCUGGGCAAGAUCAUACAUCUCCUGAAAAUCAUGAGGCACUGAUGCUUUAAGAUUAUAAGAUGGCUUCGUUGAAUGUGCAGGUAUCAUUUUCAUGGGGAUCGAUGACCAAGGGGCUUUUAAUAUCUGGGGUCUACUUGUAAGCCCAGAUUUGAUAGAAUUAAUGGCCCUUCUUUACCAGACAAUAAAGUCCAAGUCUCCACAGCACCCCAGAAAGAAAGAAAGAAAGAAAGAAAGAAAAAGAAAAAAUUAUGAAAGCAUUAAAACAUUUUUACCUUUUUUAAAAGGAGAGAUUG